Molecule: messenger RNA, 7476 nt
Organism: Mustela lutreola (European mink)
Lineage: Eukaryota; Metazoa; Chordata; Mammalia; Carnivora; Mustelidae
Gene: CRTC1
Product: CREB regulated transcription coactivator 1
Exons: 16
Coding region: 47-2086 (679 amino acids)
Biological process (GO): protein homotetramerization; positive regulation of transcription by RNA polymerase II
Cellular component (GO): nucleus; cytoplasm
Molecular function (GO): cAMP response element binding protein binding
Source: RefSeq, a predicted model, not a curated record
AGGAGGUGGAGGAGGAGGAGGAGGAGGAGGAGGUGGCGGCGAGAAGAUGGCGACUUCGAACAAUCCGCGGAAAUUCAGCGAGAAGAUCGCGCUGCACAACCAGAAGCAGGCAGAGGAGACAGCGGCCUUCGAGGAGGUCAUGAAGGACCUGAGCCUGACGCGGGCCGCGCGGCUCCAGCUCCAGAAGUCUCAGUACCUGCAGCUGGGCCCAAGCCGGGGCCAGUACUACGGUGGGUCCUUGCCCAACGUGAACCAGAUCGGGAGUGGCACCGUGGAUCUGCCCUUCCAGCCCAGCGGAUAUCUGGGGGAGGCCCUGGCGGCGGCUCCUGUCUCUCUGACACCCUUCCAGUCCUCGGGCCUGGACACCAGCCGAACCACCCGGCACCACGGGCUGGUGGACAGAGUGUACCGAGAGCGUGGCCGGUUGGGCUCGCCACAUCGCCGGCCCUUGUCAGUGGACAAACACGGACGGCAGGCGGACAGCUGCCCGUACGGCACCGUGUACCUCUCGCCGCCCGCGGACACCAGCUGGAGAAGGACCAAUUCUGACUCUGCCCUGCACCAGAGCACAAUGACACCCACCCAACCAGAGCCCUUCACAGGCGGGUCCCAGGACGCACACCAGAAAAGAGUCUUACUAUUAACAGUUCCAGGAAUGGAGGAGACCACGUCGGAGACAGAUAAGAAUCUUUCUAAGCAAGCAUGGGACACCAAGAAGGCGGGGUCCAGGCCCAAGUCCUGCGAGGUCCCCGGGAUCAACAUCUUUCCAUCCGCUGACCAGGAAAACACUACAGCCCUGAUCCCUGCCACCCACAACACAGGGGGCUCCCUGCCCGACCUGACCAACAUACACUUCCCCUCCCCCCUCCCGACCCCGCUGGACCCUGAGGAGCCCACCUUCCCCGCGCUCAGCAGCUCCAGCAGCACCGGCAACCUCGCAGCCAACCUGACUCAUCUGGGCAUCGGCGGCGCCAGCCAGGGGAUGAGCACACCAGGCUCCUCACCGCAGCACCGCCCGGCUGGCGUCAGCCCGUUGUCCCUGAACACAGAGGCAAGGAGGCAGCAGGCCCAGCAGGUGUCAUCCACCCUCUCCCAGCUGUCACCCAUCACUCAGGCUGUGGCCAUGGAUGCCCUGUCUCUGGAGCAGCAGCUGCCCUACGCCUUCUUCACCCAAGCAGGCUCCCAGCAGCCGCCGCCGCCGCAGCCCCAGCCCCCUCCACCGCCGCCACCCGCGUCCCAACAGCAGCCACCCCCGCCACCCCCGCAGGUGCCCGUCGGCCUCCCCCCAGGCGGCCCCCUGAUGCCAAGUGCCAGCUUGACGCGGGGGCCCCAGCUGCCCCCACUCGCGGUCACGGUACCGUCCUCUCUCCCCCAGUCCCCCCCAGAGAACCCAGGCCAGCCACCAAUGGGGAUCGACAUUACCUCGGCGCCGGCCCUGCAGCAGUACCGCGCUAGCGCCGGCUCCCCGGCCAACCAGUCUCCCACCUCGCCUGUCUCCAAUCAAGGCUUCUCCCCGGGGAGCUCCCCGCAACUCACUCACCAAGGAGGAAGCAGAGUUGGGUCUGGGCUGCGGAUGUGUUUCCUGAGGCCUGGUGCCGCGGGUGAGCACUCCUCCACCUUGGGCAGCGUGUUUGGGGACUCGUACUAUGAGCAGCAGAUGGCGGCCAGGCAGGCCAAUGCUCUGUCCCACCAGCUGGAGCAGUUCAACAUGAUGGAGAAUGCCAUCAGCUCCAGCAGCCUGUACAGCCCGGGUUCGACGCUGAACUAUUCGCAGGCGGCCAUGAUGGGCCUCACGGGCAGCCAUGGGAGCCUGCCGGACACGCAGCAGCUUGGCUACCCCAGCCACAGCAGCAUCCCCAACAUCAUCCUCACAGUGACGGGAGAGUCCCCUCCCAGCCUGUCUAAAGAACUGACCAGCACACUGGCAGGGGUCGGUGACGUCAGCUUCGACUCCGACAACCAGUUCCCCCUGGACGAACUCAAGAUUGACCCCCUGACCCUGGACGGACUGCACAUGCUCAACGACCCUGACAUGGUCCUGGCCGACCCGGCCACCGAGGACACCUUCCGGAUGGACCGUCUGUGAGCUGCACACCCGGCACGUCGCCGCCCAGCCCCCGGCUCCAUCACCCCGCCGGUCAGUGGUCCCGACGGCGUCUCCCUGAGCCCAGGGACGGCCGCGCUCCGUCCUUCGCAAACGGCCGAGCUUGUGAUUCUGAGCUUGCAAUGCCGCCAAGCGCUCCCUGCCCACCCGCCCGUCCCACCCCCCAGCUGUCCACCUCCCUCGGGAGGCCGCGUGUCACCCCCGCGGACCCUCCCUGCGCGUGCUCUCUCGACCCUCACCCUGGGCCAUGAGCCGUCCCCCUGUAAGAUGCAGAAAACGUGUUGGGCAGGGCCGCCGGCCUGGAGGGGGCGCUGUGGUCCACGGCGGCGGUGGGCUGAGGUGCAUUUUCCGACUGUUUGUCCAGCUCUCACUGCCUUCCUUCGUUCCUGGUCCCCCCAUCCCAACCCGCCCGCCACCCCCAGCCCGAGGUUAGGUAGCGAGCCAGCCCCACCCUGCCAAAGGGAGAAGGUGCCAGAGAGGGGCAGACACAACGUGAAAUAAACACUAUUUUGACUGCUGUCUUUUAUAUUUCUGAGCACAUUCAGAGAAUGCUAUGCUCCAUCCCACGGAGGUAGAAUAUCAAAGGUGUGAACAGAGCAUGGCAAGCAGCUAAAUCUUCCUGGGACCCGCGCUCCCGCUUUGCCCGCCCCCAGCCAGGUCCCUCUGCGGCCGCCUUUGCUCCAAAAAUGAAGCCCCUAGCCGGGAUGGAGGGGCCAGCUGGGGGGUGCAUGUGGGGACCGCGUGUGUUUCUGGGGGUUGUUUUCAUCUCUCAACUCGUUCUCAUCUUUUCUUCUCUGUACGGUGGUCACUGUUACUGUUGUUUAAAGAGCGGGGUGGGGUGGGGACUGCCAGGGCGGGUUUUGUUGUGUUUUUGUUUGUUUCUUUCGGUUUGUAUUUACACUUUGGUUGUAGACGAGUAGCUGACUCCUUCAAUCCAGUACUUUCCUGAGAGCAUGUUUUUAUUCCGGAAAUCCCAUGUUACAUAUUUUUUAAGCUAACCGGACGCGGCCUGCGGCCUGCCGGGCCUGAGCUGAGUCUCCGGCCACUUGAGCUAAGGCUGAGUGAGGGCAGCUGGGGCCUGCUGGGGUCCCUGGCAGAAGCUCCAGGUGGCCGGGGGUGCCUCCCCUCCAGCCACAUGACAAGACUUCCAGGAAGGAGCCACGGCUUUUAUUAAGGGUCCCUCGAAGGCCCACCCCUGCCUGGUCGUCCUCAAGGUGCCUGCCGCUGCUCAGGAAGGACUAGGCCCAGACUCUGAGGCUGGCGGCAGCAGCAGCCCCUCUGCCUCCCCUCACCACCACCCCCCCCCCCAGGGAUGAGGCUGCCCUCUCGCCCCGCUCAGCCCGGAGAACUGGCUGACAUUCUUCCCUUCCAGCCACCCCUGUCAGGGCUCCUCCCAUCAGGGCUGGCUCCGGAGGCCAAGAGCAGUGUGUGUUGUAGGGGUGGCCUUCAGGGAGGCUGAGGUGACCCUUGGGGCACAGCCACCAUACUGGGGACUGUCCCUGGGCCUGGGAGGGGGUGACAGGGCUGUCUUUCUUUUCUGUCAGCUGCCCUGGGAUUGGAACUGCUGUCUCAGUCCCUCCAAAGCUGCACCUUGAGCGCUGGCUGGCUCUGCGGACUGCAGGCUGGGCUGGCACCUUCUGCUCGGUGCAUUUCUCUGUGGUGUCCCAGCCACUGUCUCUAGGUCUUUUGAGCCCUCGGCUCUGUCCUCGCGGGAGCCAGAUUCCAUCCUAGUCAUAUCCCUCCCUCUCUUCCCUCGGCCAGGCCAUUAGCAUCUGGCCAAGCAACUGGGCAGCCCCAGGCGUGAGAAGACCCCGUCCUCAGUCAGUUAACCCCUGCUGCCCGCGUCUGGGCUGGGGGACACAGGGUUGGUCUGUCCAGGUCGGGGGCCCAGCCUCUUACCAAGGCAGGGGCUGGGAGCAAAGAGUGAGACUUUUUCUUCUUCUUCUUCUUUUUUUUUUUAAAGAAAAAACUACAUGUACAUAGAAGAGUUUGAUUACCAUUAGACUUGUGUGUAGAACUUUUUUAAAAAUGGCCUUAAUAAAACUACAAGCAACCUUCCUGGAUGCAAUUUUCAAAACAAGGCAUUGGGGACCCCCGUGAGGGAGCCUUGUCCGCCCGUACUUCCCACCUGCUCGGCGCCUGGCUCUCAGCACAGGUGGGCAGGAGAGGGUGGACGUCCACCCCUGCGGUCCAUGUCCGACAGCCCCUUGGCUUGGGGGGCAUGGGAGACAUUGUAUUUACAUGGCCACUUUCGCCCAGGAGGGGCGUAGGUGCAGUUUUCCGAGGGAGGGGGUCCCAGCCAGGAGCCAGUGGCCAGGCAUCCCUGUGUCCUCAAAAGGGUUCACACCCCUGCCUGGGCCUGGGCAGGCCUCCUGAGGUCGUAGCGGGGGAUUUUGCUUAUUUCGUAAAUAUUGCUUCUCUACUAAGUAUUCUUGAAUUGCCAAGAUUUCCUGAAACAGGACAGCCUAAGGGAACCAGCCCUUUGACUUGUGAUGUGAAAUACUGUGAUUUCAGGCGAGCUGCGCCGAGAGGGGUGGGCCGGGGCCCCUGAAUAUUGUACAUAGACCCGCCGCCUGUGUCCUCGCUCAUGCGCUUGGGACAGGCCUGGAUGCUCAGCCCGCGUGAAGUCAGAGGCCAAGCCAGUCUGUCCCUCUGCUGCUGCACCACCCCCCACCCCCCACCCCCCGCUGAGUGCUCUCGAUUUUAGUCCCUUCAGCUGUGUGACCUUCUGCCCUGGGAACAAGCUGAACAGUAUGUUCCCACCUCCCUCAGUUUACCCUCUGUCCCCCAAGCUCCCAGGACAGUGAGUUGUUUACCCCCAGGGAGGCUUGUGGGUCAAAGUAGAGCCUGGGAUCAGCCCCUCUGUGUCCUCCAGAGAAGAGGGCUUCUGCCCCUGUCCCCUCAACACACACCCAUCAGAGUCACCCCCACAGUGUCCAGGACUCAUGUGGGGGAGGAGAAGGGGUCUUGUUGGGACCAUAUUCCCUGUGACAGGUAUCCAUGCCAACCUCCAUCCCCACUGAGUCCUUUCCGGGGGAAGACAGGCAGUGCUCUUCAGGACGUACUGUGACCCCCUCCUUGUUCUCCUCAUACCCCCCGGCUUCCUCCCAAUGCUCUUCUGGGCAGGAAGGGUUGGGGGGUGCCAGUCCCUUGGGGCAAGGAGCCCUGAGACCCUCAGUGGAAAGUUCAGGAGGCAGGUUGACCCUUCCACAAAAUUUAGGGACUCCCAGCUGAUAGAUUCAAGAACUGUGUAUGCUCUCCUCUGGGGGACAAACCAGAGCGAAAGGUGCCCUAAAUGGUGUAAGUCCAGUCUCCCCUGCCACUGCACUCCAGAGGACUCCCUGGGAGCAGCUAGGCCUAAGGGAAGGGCAUCCAUGUGUGUUUGUGGCCCUUUCCCCAGACACACCUCCAUGCAGAUCUCCCUUUGGGCUUCUGAGCCACCUGCCUGCCCCGGGCUUGUGCCUUGAGGGCAGGGGUCCUGCCUUUGCAGGUCUUUUCUUGUCUCUUUUGGGGCUUGGUGGGCUGGGAAAAGGGGUUCUGAUGUCUGUGUUUUGGCCUGAUUUCUUUGGGUGGCUGAGCUCCCCAGAGAGUGCCUCGCUGGGUGGGCCCUGUUGCGAGGCCCAUGUGUCAUAGUGGGGCAGGCAAGGAUGGGUGUCCAGCACGAGGAGACCCCCCGCAUGAAGGGUGAGAAGGCUCCACGUCCAUCCAGAUGUCUUGGGGUGGCGGUCUGGUUUGUGGGCUGUGUGCCAGGUGCUAGCUGUGGCCUGGUCAGGCAGGAUGGGAGCCAAUGCCCGGGCUGUGGGGAACUGGGUUGCCUACCCCCAUCCAGCAUCCUGGACCUGGUGAGCCCCUGUAAGGGACUGUCCUUAGAGGGGCCCUCAGUGGAGCUGAGGACACAUGGAAAUGCUCCCCCCUCCCCAGACCUCCACAUCUCAGCCAACCCUGAGCUGGUUCAUAACCAAACAUCCUUCCAGACUCCCACCCCCAGCUGGAUUCUGGGUUUUGUGCAUUUCCAAAGAAGGCAUCCCCACUCCUGGGUACAGGCUGGGUGUGGUAAGGCCUGUUGGUAUUGGGAGGCCUUCCACCCCCUGCCCCGGUCCUGACAAAGCAGCAGCAGCACCCAUCACCUUCCCUGGGAUCUGAUGGAGCCCCAGGUCAAAGGCCACAGAGGUUCUCAGUGUGGGGUUAGAGUGUGGGAGCUGCAAGGUCAAGGGUACCUUGUACCCCUGGUCUUGGCCCAUUGUUCCUGCAGGUGCCACUGCAGGGAAGGGAGCUCUGGCCAUCAGAGCCAGUCCCACUUGGCUUGAAGAGCUGUUGGGGGGAAGGGGAGGGGCGUACUGUGUGCUUCCCCCACUGCUGGAGGCCUGCCUAGGGUGAGUAGGCUGUGGGGUCUGUUGCUGCCCCACCUCCUGGGGGUUCCUGAAUCAUUCCCCCAUCAGGCCCUGCCUGGCUGGAGCUGACUCUGUCCUUGGUUUCUCUUGAUCUUUGGUCUCCAGGGUUCCCGGUUGGGUGGGGCCCAGGCACCUCUCAUUACCCUUCCUGUGCCGCAGGCAACUGGCCACAGACCCGUUCUCUCCGAAGUGGCCUCUCCCCAGGAGGGAGGUGGGGUGACCUGAACCCCCAGGCCUGAGCACUGGAGUACUCUUAGAGGUAUUGGGGUGGGCCACGGGUAAUGCUAAAAAGACCCUUGUGACCCAGGCCUCAGCUUCCCUCCUGUCACUGGCUCAGACCCAUGGGUCUUAGGGCCUCCGGCUCCUCCCUGGCAAGGUCAGGGAUAGGGGCUAGACAUGAGAGCGUUGCUGGCUCCAGACAGUUCCCUCUGCCUUCUGUCUCUCGGCCAGCCCUCCACAUCCUGUCCCCAGGAUGCCACUGACAGGCAGUACUUGUAGGGGAGUGGCAUCGCCCCCAUUUAGCAGGGUUCUGGAGCUCGGGGGCCGUUAAUGCCCAGCCCAUCCUAGCCCACCACUUCUGACCUCUUGCCCACUCGGGACAGGUGGACAUAGCCGUGGCCUUUGCCACCAGGCCCUGAGAGGAGGGCUUUGGCAGCCAAGGUCCACCUGUCCCACUGUGCCCCACUUUAGGAGAGUGCCCCCCAGGGGGCUGGGCGGGCCCACUGAUAUAUGCAAACCGCCCUCCGAGCUCUGCUCCGCCUCUGUUCCUCUGUCCGCAGGCUGGCUCUCCCCCGCCCCCAGCAUGUACACUCUGCUGUGGAUGUCCCAUGGGCCGUGGGUUGGGUGCCCACGGCGGGUGGGGGCGGGCGGCUCAGGGCGCACUCGGCCGGCCCCUGCCCAUCCCUUCUGGCGUGGACGCUUUUGUCUUUGUACCUUUGCAUCCUUUGUAAUGAAACAUAAUAAAAAUCCAAUGUUUUCGUC